Molecule: messenger RNA, 1409 nt
Organism: Spea bombifrons (plains spadefoot toad)
Lineage: Eukaryota; Metazoa; Chordata; Amphibia; Anura; Pelobatidae
Product: interleukin-1 receptor type 2-like
Exons: 10
Coding region: 134-1303 (389 amino acids)
Molecular function (GO): interleukin-1, type II, blocking receptor activity
Source: RefSeq, a predicted model, not a curated record
CUAUCUGGAGGAAACCUGUUGUUGAGAAACAUUGAAGAAAAAAGUUCCUUGGAUAAUAAUUCUGUCAAUUAAAAAAUAUCUAUAUACUACAUUUUCUUCAUUAGGGAACAGCAUUAUAUGUUAAUCAUUCAAAAUGUGGCUCCCGUUCAUAGUGAUGUCUACCUCAUUGCUUGAGUCCCUUGCCUAUCCUGGUUCCAAUAUGGAUAAUUCAGAAAAUUGCCAGGAUUCAAUCACGCAUUUCAUGGGGUAUUAUUUUCUGAAUGGAGAAGCUGCAGCAAUCCGGUGCCCAGCAUUCCAAUAUCUUCAGAUUGACUCCUCAGAGCUUUCUGAUCAUUCUCUUGAUCUGGUUUGGACAAAAAAAUAUUUUGAAAGUGUUACGGUUGAGAGUGAUUCUCAUCUUCAGCCAAACAAAGAAUUGCUGUGGUUUUUCCCAGGAGUAAAAGAAGACACUGGCGUAUAUACUUGUAUUCUAAGAAAUUCAUCAUUCUGUGUUGAAGUAGCAAUGACUGUCAAUGUACUAGAUCGGACAGAGGUAUCUUUGGCUGAAAUUGCAUAUGAACAAACUGCCUAUGAAGAUUCCAGUUCCAAGGUGUAUUGUCCCGAUUUAGGUGACUUCACUGAUAGUUAUUCUAAUUUUCAGCUAAAAUGGUUCAAGGAUGGAGAACCUUUACCAGAAGAGAACCAGAAAUAUGAAUUAUUGGAUGGCAGCACAUUUAUUACCAUUAAACAUGUACAAAAGGAAGAUGAAGGAUAUUAUACAUGUAAAUUUGUAUUUAUGCAUGGGGAAAUAGAGUACACAGCUUCCAGAAUCAUUUCUCUUCAUACUGUUGUUCCAGAUAAAAGAGAGCAUCCAGUGAUUCUGCAGCCCAGCCAGAAUACCUUAGCAUCAUCCCUAGGUUCCACAUUGACUAUUCCGUGCAAAGUAUUUACUGGAGUUGGGAGAAACAAUCCUAUUGUAUGGUGGCUAGCAAAUAAAACCUUUAUUGAAGAAUUCUUUAAAGAUGGCCGCGUGUUUGAAGGACCAUUGCAAGAAACGACAGAAGCUGAUGGCCAUUACAUUGAACUGCCACUGAUUUUUAAAGUGGUCAAAGAGGAGGAUUUCAGCACCAAUUUUAUGUGUGUGGCUAGCAACGAUUAUGGCAAAGAGGUCCUUCCGACAAGUAUAAGAGAAGCAGCCUCUCCUUUUUCUUGGUACAUUGCAGCAGUUCCAGCAGCUUUGAUUUGUCUGAUUGUUGCAAUAAUUGCCAUAUACAAAUACAAGACGUCGAAACACAAGACAGGUUAUUCCCUGGACAAGAUAUAAUUGGAAACAUUCCCUUUUCCACAGCUGGAGCUGACUGGAUCUUAACCAACUGGGUCAUAUUCAUGUCUCCUAGAAAGUAGUACCUUUCUGAAUAUGAAGAGUAAAA